AUGAAUUUAGACUGUCUGACAACUACUCCAUUUAGAAAACUAAAUAUAGAAAUAUCAAAAGCUUAUGAUAAAACUGCUAAAGAAAGUAUGAAACGUGCCACAACUAAAAUGAAAGAUAACUAUACUGAUGAUAAUAAACCAAUAAUCAAGCAUAAUAAAAUUGGUGGUGCAUGGCAACGACGCGGCCAAUUCAUAUCAUUAGAAAACUCGUGUGCAACAUUGCAUUUAUUUUUACCACAUGUUAUAAUGCCUCGAGUCUAUAAAAGAACAACUUCAAAAGCACAAACCCCCAGUAAAAAUAUAAAGGAUGCAUUACAUUCGAUCCAAAAAGGAAAAAGUAUUAGAGAAACUGCAAUAACUUCCAAAAUACCCUAUGCAACUCUUCGUCGUUAUUGGAAAAAAUUUUUGCUUGAUGAAAAUACAAGACUUAGCCCGAAUUAUUAUGUUAAAAGAAUAUUUACAGACAAGCAAGAAUUAGAAUUAAAGGAAUAUAUUUUGAGUUGUUCAAGAAUGUUCUAUGGCCUUCCAAUUAAAGAAUGUCGGUGUAUAGCUUUUGAGAUGGCAACCAUCAAUAAAAUUAGUAUUCCACAGAAGUGGCACAAAGACUCAAUGGCAGGUAUUGAUUGGAUGAAUAAUUUUAGAAAGCGACAUCCAGAUUUGUCUCUUAGAACACCUGAAGGAUGUUCUCUCUCAAGGGCAACAUCAUUAAAUGCCCAUAAUGUAAAUAUAUUUUUUGAUAAAUUAAAAGAACUUCUUGCUAGAUCAUCAAUAUUUGCCAAUGGAACUCGGAUUUUUAACCUUGAUGAAACUGGAACUAUUACCGUGCAGAACCCACAAAAGGUUCUUGCAAAGAAAGGUGUGAAGAGUGUCUGCAAAGUCACAAGUGCUGAAAGAGGAACCCUUGUCACAACAUGUAUAAUAAUUAGUGCUUCUGGACAAUAUCUUCCACCAGUAAUUAUUUUUCCAAGAGUGCAUUUCAAGGAGCAUAUGUUGUUAGGAGAUCCUUCUGGAUCUCUCGGACUUGCAUGUAAAACAGGCUGGAUGAACGGUGAACUUUUUUUAGAUGUUAUGAUCACUUUAUCAAGUUCUCGUCAAGUACAAAAGAAAAUCCAUCAUUAUUAAUAUAUGACAAUUUCGAAGCGCACUUAUCUAUAGCAAUGUUAAAUUUAGCAAAGGAGCAUGGAGUGACCAUUUUGACAUUACCGCCUCAUUCCAUUGUAGCUCCACUCUAACAUUGUAGCUGCUUUUAAAAAGACAGGUAUAUUUCCUUAUGACAGGAACGUGUUUACAGAUAUUGAUUUCAUGUGCAGUUCUGUGACAGACAGAACUUUUGAUGUUAACAAUACUUGCAUAAAAAAUCACGUAAGCAUUACUUCUGAUAAUUUUUUUCACCCACAUGUUUCACCAAAUGCAGAUCCCACUACCUCUACUACUAUAGAUACAAACAAACUAGUUACCAAUGAUACCAUGGUUAAUCUGUCUACAUCAUCAGAUUUCUUUAUCAGCUUUAAACAAUUCAGAGGGUUUCCGAAAUCUGGAAAAAAAAAACUGUAAAAGAAGGGAAAGGAAGAAGGGUUGCUCUAUCAUUGCCACAGACACUCCUGAGAGAGAUCGGAUUGAGAAAAGGCUCUGCAAUAAAAAAGUUAGUCAAACUUACAAAAGAAUUAAAAGCAAAUUUACAGAAGAUUAACAAAAAAUUACUUAAAAAAGACGAUUCUGUAUUGGAACAUUUGACAGCCACAAAUGAAAAAGGUUUAAUAAUCCUAGAAGAUGAUUUGUGUGCUUGUGAUAUAUAUUCUAAUUGGUUAAAUUUGAAACAACAAAAAAAAAAUUGUUUUAUGUUGGAAAGGUUUUAUGUGUAAACUCUAUAAAAGAAGAAGUUACAAUCAGUUUUCUUCGGAAAAAAGGUGAUAUUUUUAAGAUGCCUAAUUCACUAGAUAUUGUGACUAUCCCUAGAAUGGAUGUUAAAUUGUUGCUACCUCGGCCAACUUUUUCUGGAACAAAUAAAAGGCAGCAUUGCCAUUACAAAUUUGAGGUUGUGUUUGACUGUAUCGGUAUUUGCUAAAUAUUAUUUUUAUUGCCAGUAUACU
This is a messenger RNA of Hydra vulgaris (swiftwater hydra), 2090 nucleotides long. RefSeq lists its product as uncharacterized. The record is from RefSeq and is a predicted model, not a curated record. Gene Ontology annotation, cellular component: nucleus. NCBI's taxonomy places the organism in Eukaryota, Metazoa, Cnidaria, Hydrozoa, Anthoathecata, Hydridae. Gene Ontology annotation, molecular function: DNA binding.